AUGCUCAUCCACGGAUGGACCUCUGGACCGCUACUCCUGGAAUUCGUGUCCUCCUUUGCUGAACCGCUUCAAAGAAAGGCCAUGACCCUAGAGGCACAGGGCCAGGGCUUGGAAGGGUGGAAGGAGGAACUUUGUGCAGAGACAGGUGCACAGCCCGGGCCUCUGGCAAUCUUGCUGCGGACCUGCCGCAUUUUGGGCUACGUCAGCAUGGACCCGCAGGGAACAUAUUCAGCUGUGAAGGGCCUUGAAUUAGAAGAAGUGCAGACGAUGCUCAGGCCUUCACAGGGCAUGGGCAUGGCGGGCGCCAUCGGCAGCAUUUACUCAGAGGCGAUUCCACCCUUUGCAGUGCCUUCCGCUGAAGCGGAGAAGUGCUUGGUCGUUUGGGCCGAGCAUCGGCCCACCUGGAUGCAUUCCAGGAGCAAGGUGCUGCCUAUUCUCUUGGACGGCAUUGUUUUAGCGCCCUUGCUGACGUCAAUCACCUACUUCGCACGUUGGGGUGAGGAGGGCUUGGACUACGGCAAGGACAAGGCCAUGGAAAAGUUCGACUUCAGCAAGGUGGACAGUGCUUCGCGCACGGCCCUAGGUGAAAUUUUCGAGGAGCUUGGCGUUGGCGCCAUGAGUCCCAAAGGCAUAGUUUCUGUUUCUGCCAGAGGAUCUUUGGCCUUACAGAGGUGUUACUCCUUCUACGUUCCAACCUCCUAUUCUCCCAUGCUUGCGGAAUUCAAGAAGAUUCUCUUCAAAGAGCCGGGCUGGGGCUUUGUUGACAUGGAGGACGAUGAGACCGAGAUCCAUGUGGAGCGGACGCUAAACGUGGUGGGCAGCGGGGCGCAACACUCCACACUUUUCAAAGAUUUGAUGCGUCACAUCGACGUCAUCUUCUCUGGCGAGGACUUUGCCAACCAGCCGCGGUACGUGGUGGACACGGGCUCGGGUGAUGGUCAUUUGUUGAUGCAAAUCUACCAACACAUCAAGGAGCACACGCCUCGGGGCCAACACUUCGAGGAGCAUCCAGUGGUGAUGGUGGGAGUAGACUUCAACGAAGAGUCUCGCGUUGCCACCGCAGUGAAUCUGACCAAGAGUAAAAUCACCCACAUGGUGCUCUUUGGAGACAUCGGCAAGCCGAAGCAGAUCAUGGCUGCGCUCAAAAAGAAAGGCGUCGACCUGAACAAAACGUUGCACGUGAGAUCCUUCUUAGACCACGAUCGACCAUACAUCGCUCCCACGCAGCAGCUUGGCAGCGUGGCGGCCGAGUUCGCCAGGUCAGCCAUGCGUGACUGCGUCCACUUGGACAAGCCCGGGCGACGCCUUUCGUCAGAAGAGUCGUUCAACUCCUUGGUGGAGCACUUUGGGCGUUGGGCAGAAGCCUUGGAGGGUUCCUUUGGCUUGUGCCUUCUGGAGGUGAUGCUACUGGAUGUCCCAACGACCGAACGAUUCAUCAACGAUUGCGUGUCUUUUCACUUCGACAUUGUCCAAUGCCUGUCACGACAGUACAUGACGUCUCCUGUGGCCUUUGCCAUGGGUGCAGCCAUGGCAGGGCUGAUGCCGGCCAACGUGAAGGCGGUUCAGACGUAUCCCGAACAGGGCAAGUACUGCCGUGUGAUCAACCAACAUUUGGUGAGGCGCAAGUACUCGGUGCGUUUUGCGGAGUUGUCGGACUUGGAGAGCCUGCUAGCCCUUGAGCAAUUGGCCUGGGCCGAAAAUUUGCGAGCCACUUCUGAAGUGUUGAAAACGCGCUUAGAGACCUCACCCACCACCAACUUGGUUUGCGUGAUGGAUGGCAAAGUUGUUGCAGUGCUGUACAUGCAGCGCAUCGCUGCCCUGAGCGAUGUAGAGAAUGAGACGUUUAUGGAAAUCUCCAAGAUGCAUCAGCCAGAGGGCCGUAUUCUACAGCUGAUUGCCAUCGCCACCCACCCAGAAGUGAGCAAGAUGGGCAUCGGCUACGAGUUGAGGUCCUUCGCGCUUCAUCUGGGUCGACUGGAUCCCAGUGUAGACUUCGUGGUGGGCGUCACUCGAUGCCAAGACUUUGCCUCCGCGAAACCCAAGCGAAGCAUGCAGCAGUACGUCGAUGACCAUAAAGCUGGCCGUAUCGCAGAUCCCAUUCUGGACUUCCACACCAGCUACGGCGCCGAAGUGCUGCGGCUGGUGCCCAGCUUCCGGCCGGAGGACGUGGACAACGAGGGCGUGGGUGUGCUCAUCAAAUACAACGUCAAGGCGCUCACCCGACAACUUGACGUGGAGGUUCCAAAGGCCAAGGUGGAGGUGCCCAGCAUCGAAGUGGUGGCGCAGAUUCUGGAGGAGUUGGAUUACAAGCUUGACCGAAAUGAUCUGCACAAGGGCUUCUUUGACUAUGGCCUGGAUUCGCUAGAGUUGAUCCGUGUGCGCAAUCGCUUGAGCAGCUCCUUCCGGCUGGACCUACCGGCGACGCUGCUGUUGGAUUUCCCAACUGUCAAGGACUUGGCUGAUCAGCUGGACCGAGACAGAGGAUUAGGUGAUCCGAUGGAGUCGCUGAGUGCGGAAUCCGAUAGCGAGGCAGAACAGGAGCUCAGUGGAUGGGAAGGAGUGACACCUUCGCAGUUGCUGGAACUUCAAGAGAAGUUCAAAAGCGUGUACAAACAGUCAGUCUACCAGAAACAGUUCUCGGAGUUGGCCCGAAAGUGCUAUCCUGUCCCUUGGCGAUAUAUCCUGGCCAUAGAAGAGAUUCUGGUGCAGGUUGAGGGGCCGGUUUUAUUGGAGUUUGGCCUUAUCGAUGCUUUAGACUGGCAGACGGUACAGAUUGGGCGCAGUCACAUGACCGCCACACAGAUCAAGUACUGGAAAGACUUCCCUGAGGUGAAGCAAACCAUGGACGAAAUCCUGCAUAUCACGAAACAAGAUCAGUACUGGCGCUGAGACCCACAGCUGCCACGCCAUGCCGCCAUGGGUUUCUUCUGUAUCCCGGGGCAGGGGCUGUUUUUGGCCAGCGGCCACUGAGCUGAGAAGUCCAAGGUAAGAGUACCUGGCGU
This is a messenger RNA of Cladocopium goreaui, 3002 nucleotides long. NCBI's taxonomy places the organism in Eukaryota, Dinophyceae, Suessiales, Symbiodiniaceae. The record is from the annotation of a GenBank genome assembly.